AUGACGCUCCAUCGAGUAGCUAUCUCUCUCUAUCGCGGUAUCUCUGCUCUCUCUCUCUCUCUCAUCUCUCUCUAUCUCUCUCUAUCUUCUAUCUCUCUUCCCCCCCCGCCUCCCUCUCCAGCUCUGGUAAGAGGGUUCACCCUGUACUCUCUGGCAGUGCAGCAGCUGUCCAAACAGGACCACUAUGACUUUGGCCUGCGUGCCCUGACCUCACUGCUCCGCUACGCUGGCAAGAAGAGACGUGUCUGCCCCGACGUGGCGGACGAGGAGGUACAGUGACACUACUCACUUGAACUGACCAGGUUAUACAGUAGUAAACAGCACUGCAAUUGACGCAGGAGUAUACAAGCUAUAACUAACGCUACGUUCCAGGAUUGGGUUCAAUUACAUUCCAUUUGAGUCAAUUUCUAGAGAGAGAAAAUAGUAUUCAAGAGACAGAGCGGUGGUAAUGGUAGGGUGUGGUGGUUAGCAGACAGACAGACAGACAGACAGACAGACAGACAGACAGACAGACAGACAGACAGACAGACAGACAGACAGAAAUACGUCAGAAAGAAAGAAAUUCCCCUUUGAAUAAAUUGGCCAAUGGCUCUUUUCAAUUAAUCUCCUGAAUAGACUGAAUUGACCUGUAAUUAAAUCCAUCUGACCUCAGUGUGUGUGUGUGUGUUUGUGUGUGUGGGUUUGUAUGUGUUUGUGAGUGUGUGUGUGUGUGUGUGUGUGUGUGUGUGUGUGUGUGUGUGUGUGUGUGUGUGUGUGUGUGUGUUUGCGUGCUCUCUCAGAGUGUGGGAGCAGAGAGCUGCAGAGAGACAGAGAAUGCAGAUGAGAGUUUUGACACCAUAAAAAUAUGUGCCUGACACCCCAAAGGGAACCUGGCACUGUGAUAAAACAUUUAUCAAAGAGGACAAAAACUUGAAAAGGAUUCAUCUUUUACCUGAUAGCGAGCUUCAGUCGUUCUUCUGUGCUUUUGUAUAAAUUCACAGUUCCUCGCAUUUGUUAAGUUUCUGUUGAUGUUGUAAAAGUUAAAAGUGAAUGUAAAAGUUAAAUCGGUGGUGAUUGAACGAGAACAUUGUGUACAGUUGUAUUUAAAGUAAACUCAUGUUAAAGACAGAAAACUAUACCUCGCUGUGGCUCAAACAGGAUGUGAUGUCACCCCCAACCUCUUACCCCUGAUCAGAUCCUGCUGAUGUCUAUGAAAGACAUGAACAUCGCCAAGCUGGCCUCAGUCGACCUGCCGCUGUUCAACGGCAUCAUCCAGGACCUCUUCCCCGCGGUGGAGACCCCUACCAUCGACUACGGAAAGGUACCACACAUACACACCACACACACACACACACACCUCCCCGCAAUGGAAAUCCCCACCAUUAGGGAAAAAUAAAGUGGCUUCCCAGUUUCCCAGUUGAGCUGAAAAUGAUUAUAGUCAAUGGAGCCUGUCAAAGCAGAUAAUCCAUUAACUAGAGGACGAGGGUCGGAGAAGCCUCACAUUCUAAUGAAUGAGUCUCUGAGAACUAAAAGUUCAUCCGCUUCAGGUCACGGACACUCACUGUGCUUUUGUCUGAUGAUGGGACCAACAGACACGUCAGCGGUCUGAUGAACUCAUGGUGGGACUGAGAAGCUGAGGAGAGGGGAACGAAACACUUCUGGAGAGAGGACUGUAGCUAUCACUCCAUCCACCCAUCCUUCCAUCUCUCUACUCCCCCCUCCCCUCUCUCUCUCUCUUUCUCUCUCCCUCUCUCUUUCCACACGACUGCCGUCUCUAAAAUGUGCCAUCUGUUUUUACACUACCGAGACGUGAGUGAGCCAAGAUGAAAAAUGCCGCAUCACAUCUGCAUAAAUAAUUCAUUGUGUUGAGCUGCUCCACUCUGCAUCGGCUCUGCAUGUUGUGGAGGGAGAGAGAGAGAGAGCUAGGAGGAUAUUUAUUCAUUAAGCUGUUUAUUUGGCCUGCUUAUAAACGGUCUCUCCCAGUCCCACUGGUACAAGUGCAGUAAUAGGGAGGGGGGGGGGAUACUCUAUAGGGGUUACAUUGUUGCAUUGUAACUACACUGAAUGCUUGCAUUGGUCAGCAUAGGCCAGAUGUAUAAAUCAGACCCUCUGACUGCUCUGUACCAGAUGCCCCCAGGGCAGACCUGGCCUCAGCAAGUAGCCCUUAAUACUGUUUCACUAACUCCGUCCAUCCGUCCCUCUGUAUCGGCUUCACUCACUCUAUCUCUCCAUCCAUCCCUUCCUCUCCUCCCCCUCUCCCCGAAGCUGAGAGAGACGAUCGAGGCGGAGCUGCGUCAGGCCUGUCUCCAGGUGACCCCCUUCACCGUGACCAAGGUCAUCCAGCUGUACGAGACCAAGAACUCCAGACACUCCACCAUGAUCGUGGGCAAGACGGGCAGCGGCAAGACGGUCACCUGGAGGACCCUGCAGAGCACCCUGACAACGAUGCACCGCAAGGGAGAGCCCGGGUUCAACCUGGUCCGGGUACGUCUGUCUGUCUAACUGUCUGUUCCCUCUGUUUGUCUGUCAGACCACCCUGCACCGCAAAGAGGAGCCCAGGUUCAACCUGGUCCGGCACGUCUGUCUCUCUUGUCCCUCUCUCUUUCUGUGUGUCUGUCUGGUCCCUCUCUCUGGUCCGUCUGUCUGUCUCUCUGGUCCGUCUGUCUGGUCCCUCUCUCUGGUCCGUCGGUCCGUCUGUCUGGUCCCUCUCUCUGGUCCGUCGGUCUGUCUGUCUGGUCCUCUGUUGGCUUUCUGACUCUGGCCCUGCACCAAGACUACAAUACAGUGCAAUAGGGUCCAUUUCUCUAUCUACCUGUUUGUCUAUUUGUAUUUGCCUCUAUGUAUACACUGCAAUAGGCCCAAUGUUCUGUCUGUCUGUCUGUCUUUUGACUUCUCUGACCCUACAUCAGGAGCACCGUAACGUCUAUAUUAGGCCCAUCUCUCUCAGUCUGUAUGUAUGUUUUUCCCACUCCGUCAAACCAUUCCACAUCUCCUGUUCCCAUUUCACAUCAAGCGUCUCUCCCAGAGGAGCCCUUCCAACAAAUGAUCCAUUAUAGAAGCCAUUAUCACACCCUCAGUAUUACUGCUGUAGAAUAUCUCACACCUAUCAGCACGCUCCGUAAACAUCAUAUACAUUUCUUCCCCACCUCCCACCAUCCCCACGUCUCAUUGGUCUAUUGGCCCAUCCUGCGCUAGGCACUAAGCCCCUCUCUCUCUCUACUCAGCCUGGCUUCCCAUGGGUCCCCUGGGCUCCCAGACGGCCUAUCCUGUCUAAUUGAGUGUAUCUCAUGAUCUUCAGAGGGUAGAGUAAUCAUUUUAAGGGCGUUCUGAAAGAGAGGGAGUUAGAGAGGGAGUAGGAGAGGCAGACGGGUGGGUAGAUGUGUUCAACGGAGCCGAUGGGCUGAGUGGAGAGACGGAUUAAGUCACCAAACCGAAUCAUCUCUUCGAGUCUGAGAGGAGAGAAAGAGGAGAGGAGAGGAAGGAAAUUCUCCUUCCCCUCCUCCACCUCCUCCCCCUCCUCCUCCUCCUCCUCGUCCUCAUCUUCUCACAGGAUGUUGGGCGUACUUUGCACGUCUGCUCUCCUGCUCUCUCUGUCCAACUAUUUUAGUUGGUUUCUUUUACUCUCUCUCUAUCUCUCUCUCCCUCUCCCUCUCCCUCUCCCUCUUCCCUCUCCUUCCUCUCCCUCUCCCUCGGGGUUCCCUCUCCCUCUCCCUCUCCAUCUCUCUCUCUCUCUCUCUCCCUCUCUCUGUGUCCCUGUCUGUCUCAUUAGUAUGACAGUAGCAUGCGUUUAUCCGGCGUCAUUACAACGCUCUGUUGUGCCCUGAGCUCAGAGACAAUCCAGUCACUCAAAGAUAUACUUCACUGCAGAAGAGUACCCUCACCACCCAUAUUAAAGACUCUCUGCAGCUCUCUGCUCCCACACUCAGAGAGACACACACCACACACACACACUGUCGUUGACUAACGCUUGGCUGGGAAACACACACAACAGGGGCCACAGGGGGCAAGCCUCGCCACGCUCACCCCGCCGCUCAAACCCGCCGCUCCAAUCCGCCGCUCGCACCGCUCCAAACGCCCGCCUCGGCUCAACGCGCGCUUCCAAGCCGGCUCCACCGCUCAAUGCAAGAAGAGGCAGAGAAGAGAGAGAGAGAGUUGA
Messenger RNA from Coregonus sp. 'balchen', 4135 nucleotides. NCBI's taxonomy places the organism in Eukaryota, Metazoa, Chordata, Actinopteri, Salmoniformes, Salmonidae. The record is from the annotation of a GenBank genome assembly.